Molecule: messenger RNA, 922 nt
Organism: Sphaerulina musiva SO2202
Lineage: Eukaryota; Fungi; Ascomycota; Dothideomycetes; Mycosphaerellales; Mycosphaerellaceae
Exons: 1
Coding region: 14-922 (302 amino acids)
Source: RefSeq, a predicted model, not a curated record
AACGGGACGCACGAUGCACUUGCCCUUCCAGCUGAUAUUGUGCUCAUUAUUGUCUCUCCAAAUCUCGACAGCAUCACCAUUCAUCGCUAAAAGGGAUGCUGACUUCGCAAGCGUGCGAACACGACUGGACAGACCUCGUGUCAAACAAGACUCGAAGCACCCAAACAAAUACUUCCACGAAAGUAGCUUCCACAUGCACUACGACGGCCGUUUUGCAGACCAGCAGCUGAAAUACGAUGCCAAACAUCUGCACCUCACAGCCUUGAUCCAGGCAUAUCUGUCAACGAUGAGUGAUAUUGGCAUCGAAACGUGGUUGAUGCAUGGCACGCUUCUUGGCUGGUACUGGAAUCGAUUGGUGCUCCCUUGGGACUCUGAUAUCGAUGUCAUGGUCUCAGAGAACUCGAUGCGCUUCUUAGCCGCCUACCACAACAUGACCAUGUACCGCUGGAAAGGUACAGCUUACCAAGAGAUUCACCACUAUCUUCUCGAAAUCAACCCACAUUGCAAGGAGAGUGGUUACGACAAAGAGAACAAAAUUGAUGCUCGCUGGAUCGACACCAAUACCGGGAUUUUUAUUGAUAUUACCACUCUUCGAAGAAACAGAACCGCAGCGACUGCCAGUGACAGCGACAACGACAGCAACAACGACAGUGAAAGCGACGACAGCAAAGAUAUGAUGAUGGUCAAAGACGGCCACUCCUACACUUUCGACGACAUUUUCCCUCUACGAGACACAGUCUUUGAAAACACUUCAGCACUUGUACCGUAUGCAUAUGCAGAUAUUUUGGCGAAAGAGUAUGGCAAUCAGGCAUUGUCUGAUGUGUAUUAUGAAAAACAUUACUUUGAUGUAAAGCAGAGCGCAUGGGUGCCCCAGAAAUUAGCAAUACUCAGUAACGGAGGCGAUAGUAAUACGUCUACAUGA